GGGCUUAUCUCUGUAUCUGGUCCUCGAAGAACAAGUUGGGACGCGGCGUAUAAAUAUGCCGGUGAACGCGCAAACCUCUUCUCAGCCUCAACAUGUGGAAGCUCCUGACUGUGCUUGCGCUGGUCGCGGCGACGGCCGUGCAGGCCGCCUAUGAGGAUGUUCAGCCCAAGCUGCACGCUUCGCAGGCCAAGUCCGCACCCCAUGACGCGCCCCUGCGCAUCGUGAACGGCGACGAGGCCACGCCCGGCCAGUUCCCCCACCAGGUCGGCAUCGAGAUCGACCUGGUCGACGGCCGCAAGGCCUUCUGCGGCGGCUCCAUCCUCACCGAGCACAUCAUCAUCACCGCCGCCCACUGCGCCGAGCACGGCACGCAGUUCCUGAUCUGGGCCGGCGCGCACGAGAUCGACCAGGACGGCACCCCGUACAUCACCAAGAAGAAGCUCGUCCACGAGAAGUUCGGCUCCGACGGCGCCGUGGCCAACGACAUCGCGCUGCUCUACGUCCGAGAGGAAAUCAAGUUCAACGACCGCGUCCAGCCCAUCAGACUGCCGUCCGCCGAGCAGGCCCAGGACUCCUUCUGGAAGGCGCAGGUCACCAUGAGCGGCUGGGGCCUCACGCACACCAGGGACGAGAAGAAGAGCCCCGUGCUGCGCUUCGUCACGUCCCGCGUCGUCAGCAACCUGUACUGCAGGGCGCGCUUCUUCUUCCGCUACGUGCAGAAGACCAACAUCUGCGUGUCCGGCUGGUGGGCCAAGGGCACCUGCCAGGGCGACUCCGGCGGCCCCAUGGUCGUCUACGAGGCCGACGGCAAGCCCACCCUCAUCGGCCUCACGUCCUUCGGCGUCGGCCUGGGCUGCGCGGCGUCCUGGCCCAACGUCUUCACCCGCGUCACCUCCUACCUGGACUGGAUCGAGUCCAGCAUCGAGCACCUCAGCCUCGCCCGCUAGGCCAGCCAGGCUGACGCGGCGGCGCCGCGGCGGCUAGAUCUGAAUAAACACGUGCAAACAAACUC
Messenger RNA from Thrips palmi, 1012 nucleotides. Its product is annotated as collagenase-like. Bases 93 to 947 code for a protein of 284 amino acids. The transcript has 7 exons. Lineage: Eukaryota; Metazoa; Arthropoda; Insecta; Thysanoptera; Thripidae. The record is from RefSeq and is a predicted model, not a curated record. Gene Ontology annotation, molecular function: serine-type endopeptidase activity. Gene Ontology annotation, biological process: proteolysis.